Messenger RNA from Pangasianodon hypophthalmus (striped catfish), 3232 nucleotides. RefSeq names its product fibronectin type III domain-containing protein 7. Lineage: Eukaryota; Metazoa; Chordata; Actinopteri; Siluriformes; Pangasiidae. The record is from RefSeq and is a predicted model, not a curated record. The transcript is spliced from 14 exons. Bases 84 to 2534 code for a protein of 816 amino acids. Gene Ontology annotation, molecular function: protein binding.
UGAAGCGUGAGAGAGAGAGAGAGCAGAAUAUAACACGGGUAAUAAACACCGCUUGAUAAGACCCAGGCAGGAUUUUGAAGAGAAUGGGACCCAGUGGUGCGAGGUUGUGCGUGUUUUUACUUGGAAUUGUUGCACAGAAUGUUGUGCAAGGAAAUGUUCUAACCGUCAGCGUGUACACGGUCACCUCUAAAAGCGCAGUGCUGAGCUGGAGUAAAUAUGCAGGCUCAUCCUCAUACAGACUCACAGCUACGCCUCGCAACUCUCCCAAUCCUUCUGGCUUCAGCAGCUUCAGCCAGAACACCGUCUUGGGCUCCAUCAACACUCUGUCCCCCAACACCGCCUACACUUUUAGGUUGGAGGCACUGGACAGCUCCAUGAGAGUGCUGGCUCAAGCCAGCGUGGACAGAUACACUGCUCCUGAUGUCCCCACCAACAUGGCGGCUUCCUCCAAACAGAGCCAAAGCAUCACAGUGGAGUUCACACAAGUCUCAGGUGCCUCCUCGUACAUCCUGCGCGCCGAGACCAGCAACGGCUCCUUCAUAUCAGAGACAUCCGUGCCAGGCUCUCCAGGGACGGUGUCCGGCUUGCAGCCUUACACCGAUUACACUCUGAGCGUCAUGUCCGUCAACAGUGGUGGCAGGAGCCAGCCUUCAUCCUCAGUCCAAGCAAAGACAGUGUUGGCCGCUCCUCUGUUAAACAGCAGCUCCCCCAGUAACAGCAGCAUUGUGGUGAUCUGGGCUCCGGUACCAAAUGCCGUGCUGUACAGCGUCAGCAUUAUUCGUGACGGCUCAUACCAACAGAAUCGCCUCAACACCAGCAACACCAGCGUGACCUUCAGCAACCUGGAGGCCGGCACUAACUACUGCAUCAAAGCUAAUGCCUGGAGUCCACAAAGCGUACCUGGGGACGACUACACUGUCUGCCAGAUCACCCGUCCUCCUACUCCUCAGUCCAUUGUACUGGUGACCACGACGGUGAAUGAUGUGGUGGGUGUGUCGGUAUCCUGGGAUCCUGCUCAAGGUUCCAGUCGGUACGUAGCCAUGAGCUCGGCUGGACUGAACUGCUCGUCUGUAUCCACUUCCUGUACUCUGAGUCCACUGAGCUGUGGACAGAUCCAUUAUAUCUCUGUUACUGCCUUCAACCGAGCUGGACCCAGCCAAUCCUCAGAGCUGCAGCGUUACAUUUCAUUCCCGUGUCCUCCAGAACCGGUCCGUGUGGAUGACAUCAGACCUGGUAUCUGCUCCCUAUCCUGGAACCCCGUGUCCUACGUGGACUAUUACACCGCCUUCAGCAAGAGAGAUGAUGGUAUAGAAGAGAUGUGUAACUCCACAGGCACUUCCUGUAACUUCAGCUGCCAUUGUGGCUACUCCUACAUCAUGAGUGUUUUUGCUAACAACCAAGCUGGAGCCAGUCCUCCAGGACCUGUCCUAAACAAAACCACCAUCCCAUGCUGUCCAAACAUCGUGGCCGUGAAUAGCAUUUCGUGGGAGUCCCUGAUGAUCCAGUGGCAGGCGGUGCGAGGGGCAGACCUGUACAAGGUGCAGGCUGUGGACUCUUCUAAUCAAACAGUGCUGUGUAAUGACACCUCACCAAUGUGUGUGCUCUCUGAUCUCAACUGCAACGCCAUGUACAAUGUCUUCGUCUUUCCUUGCAAUGAAGCACUGGGGUGUAAUCAAUCCUGUAGACCCCAGACACAGGAAACAGCUCCCUGUAUGCCUGAGAGAGUGACCGUAAGAACGAUUAACUCCUCAUCCAUCAACAUCACCUGGACGCCCACUAACAAAGUUGCCAAAUACACGGUCACUGUGAUUGGAUUGGCUAGCUCCUUCACCUGUCAGUCAAGUGCAACAUCCUGUCAGGUGAAUGGAUUAUCUUGUGGCUCCUCCUAUCAGGUCACCUCCAUCGCCUCCACUGAUGCCGGACAGAGCAUUCCCAGUUACAGCGUGUCCUUCCAGACAGCUCCGUGCUGUCCAGCCACUUUGAACGUCACUCAGGUGACGCAGGCGAUGAGUAAUGUCAGCUGGUCAGAUGCUCAGGGAGCUCAGUCUUUUAUGACAUCGUUGACCUCAUCGCGAGGCAAUGCCACAUGUCACACCACGCAGACCAAGUGCUUGAUGGGAUGCAUCACUUGCGGAACAAACUACACUGUCUCGCUACAGGUCACCAACUCCAAGGGAGACACGGCAGUAUGCGUGUACCACGGCUUCUCCACCAGUAAGUGCUGUCCUUCAAGAAUCCGUCUUUUCACACGCUUCAAUAAUACCCUGCGUGUUUCAUGGUUGUCCUCGAGCUCUGGUAACUUCACGGCCCAGGUGACAGGUGGAGGCCGGGACUAUGCCUGCAGCCCCGCACCGGGACAGAGCAUGUGUGACGUGUCAGAAGUCACGUGUGGUGAUGUGUACACGGUCAUGGUGGCACCCAUAAACCCGGACGGAACCAUGGUGCCAUUCUGUCCCAGUAGGAUGUACUCCGUCUACUGCUCAGGCAGCGAUGUCGGAAUGGUACUCUAUCGAGGCAAGAGAAGUCUGGAUUAGCAAACGCUUCAUCUGACAUCAGACCAAAGAGCACAACUGCACUCUUCCCCAUAACAUCCUCCACCCUAUAUUAACAGCUCAUACUAACACACACUCCUCCUGUCUUAUUCAAAACAUACAGUAAUUAGGAUAUAUGUAUAUCGAUAAGUAUUUGUGCCUUAAUGUUAGACACAGUGUAUUGAAAACCAUUCAAAGCCAUUAAAAGUGUGUAUUCAAAGGCACUUAUUAACCCAACUACCCAAAAGCAAGUGAAAUCAAUGUAUUCAUGUUAUGUAUGUAUGUGUUUGUUGGGCCACACAAACUUAGCUUGAAAUUCCUAUUUACUAGACUUAGGUCAGUAGAAAUAAUUUACCAGAUUUAAAUGAAGUGCACAUGAUUCAGGUAUCCCAAAAUGUACUCAGGGUAAUGGCCAUUUUUUCUUUGUUAAUGCCAGAAAUAUUAGUUUGUUUAUAGAGAAGAAAAGCAUAACAAAAAAGUGAAACAAAAAAAGUUAAAGCAAAAAUAUCCAACUAAUAUGGCACAUGUCAAAGAAUUGAUUUGAGAACUAAUUUUGUUUCAAAUUUACUUUAAUUUAAAUUUUAUGAACACUUUUCCUAAGUCUUGUGCCUCCAAAGGAAACAAUUGUUUUUAUUUUACAAAUACGAUAUAUUUUUUUAUUUCCUUUGGAUGUGAUUAAAAAUAAUUUUGAAUAUAUCUAU